AUGCAUGCCAGCUCAGCGACCUCGACGCCUUUUUCUGUGAGGGAUAUUUUGAGGCUGGAGAACCACAACGACUAUGAAAAUGAGUUUCUGAUGACCGACCAAGUUGUUCCGAUGCAGCAUCAGCACAUGCACAGACACGGCGACUUUUAUGACUGUCAGCCAGAGCCGUGCGUCUCAGGGAUACAGGAGCUCGAUGCGCAGAAAUCAACGGCAGAAGAGGAGAUAACUGAGCAGGAAAUGAGCGGACUGGACUGUUCACCUGACGGGGACAAAAGCGCAAAAAGCGGCGCCAGAGUGCGCAGGAAGCCGCGCGUCCUCUUCUCUCAGUCCCAGGUGUCCGAGCUGGAGAGGCGCUUCAGGCAGCAGAGGUACCUGUCCGCCCCGGAGAGAGACCACCUGGCACACCUGCUCAAGCUCACCUCCACCCAGGUGAAGAUCUGGUUCCAGAACAGGAGGUACAAAUGUAAGCGGCAGCGGCAGGACCAGAGCCUGGAGCUGGCGGGGUUUCCGGCCGCGGGGAGGAGGGUCCCGGUGCCGGUGCUGGUCCGGGACGGGAGGCUGUGCGGCUCCCACUCUGCUCCUUUUAACGUGACUCUGGGACAUUACAGCCCGGUGUUUGGAAACAGCAGCGUUUACAGUUAUCACAGUGUGUCUCCUUCGGCUGCACAGAUGGUUGAUUUAGUAGGAAACUCUGAGCACGGACACUUUCAGUCUCCAGUAAGAGGCUGGUAA
Molecule: messenger RNA, 732 nt
Organism: Acanthochromis polyacanthus (spiny chromis)
Lineage: Eukaryota; Metazoa; Chordata; Actinopteri; Pomacentridae
Gene: nkx2.7
Product: NK2 transcription factor related 7
Exons: 2
Coding region: 1-732 (243 amino acids)
Biological process (GO): regulation of transcription by RNA polymerase II; cell differentiation
Cellular component (GO): nucleus
Molecular function (GO): RNA polymerase II cis-regulatory region sequence-specific DNA binding; DNA-binding transcription factor activity, RNA polymerase II-specific
Source: RefSeq, a predicted model, not a curated record